This is a messenger RNA of Rhincodon typus (whale shark), 690 nucleotides long. RefSeq names its product glutamyl-tRNA amidotransferase subunit C (gene gatc). The transcript has 4 exons. Gene Ontology annotation, biological process: glutaminyl-tRNAGln biosynthesis via transamidation; regulation of translational fidelity; mitochondrial translation. Gene Ontology annotation, cellular component: mitochondrion; glutamyl-tRNA(Gln) amidotransferase complex. NCBI's taxonomy places the organism in Eukaryota, Metazoa, Chordata, Chondrichthyes, Orectolobiformes, Rhincodontidae. Bases 68 to 388 code for a protein of 106 amino acids. Gene Ontology annotation, molecular function: glutaminyl-tRNA synthase (glutamine-hydrolyzing) activity. The record is from RefSeq and is a predicted model, not a curated record.
UUGUUUUUAGGUGCCUCAGACUCCAUCCUGGCAACCCGCAGAGGUCAGCGAGCUUCCAGAGGUUACCAUGGAGAUGAUUGACCACCUGGAACGAUUGGCACUUGUUGAUUUUCGGAACCAGGAGGGGAUAGAAAGGCUAGCAGAUGCCAUACAGUUUGCCAACCAGCUGCAUGCUGUUGACACUGAGGGAGUGGAGCCCAUGGAUUCAGUGCUGGAGGACAGGCCAUUGUACCUGCGUGCAGACAAGGUCACGGAAGGUUACUGUGCAGAGGCAAUCCUGAGCAAUGUGAAGCAGGUUGUAGAGGGAUACCUUGUAGCACCUCCAGGGAAUAUUCCACUGCCAAAGAAGGAAGAGAGAGACAGCUUCAUUCAGCAUUCUAACUGGUGAUGAUGACAGGAAAUUUCGGAAUUAACAAUUUCAAAAUGGACACUUUUGGUGAGGAAUUCCACUUUCUUGCAGACAACUUGACAUGAUGGAACUUGCAUCUGCUGCAGUGAAGAUUCAAGUGCACCAGAUUUGUCAAGUGAAGCAGUUUUUCAUGUCAAAUGGUAGUACCAAAAGAAGUGAAAUUCAGUGGUGUAGAUUAUUUCUCUAUCAACUUGUGGAUUGUUGUUUUUGAUUAAAUUUAACUGAAUAGAAAAAAGUUGAUUUUAUAUGAAUAUUGAGAUAAAGAAAAGAUGCCUCUCUUA